AUGCCUUUUUUUUUUUUUCCUCAGACAGCUAAUGGGAAUGUGGAAGCCAAAGUAGUUUGUUUAUUUCGAAGAAGGGAUAUUUCCGGUAGCUUGAACAGUCUUGCAGACAGUAAUGCACGAGAAUUUGAAGAGGAAUCUAAACAGCCAUCUAUGAGUGAGCAGCAAAGGCACCAGAUGAAACAUCGUGAGCUAUUUCUGUCCCGUCAGUUUGAAUCCCUUCCAGCAACACACAUACGGGGUACGUGUGACAUUACUAUGCUACAGGAGACCGAUGUCCUUCAAGGAUAUGUGGAGAGGGUAGAUUGUUUUUUCUAUUCAUUGGUAUUUGAUCCCGUUCAGAAAACUUUACUAGCAGACCAAGGAGAAAUUCGUGUUGGUUCAAAAUAUCAGGCAGAUAUUCCUGACAGACUAGCAGAAGGAGAAAUAGAUAUCCGAAGUCAGCAAAAACUGGAGAUAAAGGUGUGGGACCCAGAUAACCCUUUGACUGACAGACAGAUUGAUCAAUUCUUGGUGGUGGCACGUGCUGUUGGUACAUUUGCAAGAGCACUUGACUGCAGCAGUUCUAUCAGACAGCCAAGUUUGCACAUGAGCGCAGCAGCAGCCUCCAGGGACAUCACAUUGUUUCAUGCUAUGGAUACCUUACAAAGAAGCGGGUAUGAUCUUGCUAAAGCCAUGUCAACACUGGUGCCACAGGGUGGGCCAGUGCUAUGUAGGGACGAGAUGGAGGAAUGGUCAGCAUCAGAGGCCAUGCUAUUUGAAGAAGCUUUGGAAAAAUAUGGCAAAGACUUCAAUGACAUAAGACAAGACUUUCUGCCUUGGAAAUCUCUAGCCAGUAUUGUCCAGUUUUAUUAUAUGUGGAAAACGACUGACAGAUAUAUCCAGCAGAAAAGAUUAAAGGCAGCAGAAGCAGACAGCAAGUUGAAACAAGUCUACAUUCCCACUUACACUAAACCAAUUUUUCAACACACAAAUCAUUACUUAAGGAACAGGCAAUCAUACAUUUAUUUACCUGGAGGUGGAAGACGAGCCAGGGGAAGUAGUAGUAGUAGAAAUAUACUUCAUGAUGUGUCGUUGAUGACUGAGUCUGACUUGACCAUUGCUACUCACCGCUGCACAACUCCAGCUUGUAUCAUCAUUGUUUUUAUUUCAGCUACACAGUCAGCACAGUGGUAUGCCUGGGGUCCACCAAAUAUGCAGUGCCGGUUAUGUGCUUCCUGUUGGAUCUACUGGAAGAAGUAUGGUGGCCUGAAAACACCUACACAGAUAGAAGGAGCUGCUCGUGGAACACCGGAGCCUCAUUCAAGAAAUCACAUAUCGCGUCCAGAAUCUCACAGCCUUUCUCCAUAUACAAGCGGUGCUAACCGUGCCAAGCUUUUGGCCAAAAAUCGUCAAACUUUUUUGCUUCAGACAACCAAACUGACAAGGAUUGCUAGAAGGAUGUGUCGUGACAUCCUUCAGCCACACAGAGCAGCAAGGCGUCCUUAUGCCCCCAUAAAUGCAAAUGCUAUCAAAGCAGAAUGUGCUGUCCGACUUCCCAAAGCAGCUAAAACCCCUCUGAAGAUACGUCCCGCUAAACGGCCACUGCUAUCUGUUAUCAUAAAGGAGCUGGCUUUACAGGCUCCUUUAAAACCCAAGACACCAAGAGGUACUAAAACCCCAAUCAACAGGAAUCAGAUGAACCAGAACAGAGGACUUUCCACGAUCCUUACCAAGAGGCCUUUUGAAAAUGUUGCAGGAGGGCUCCCUUUUUCAGCCAAUGGCAGGCCACUAGUUCCUGGAAUGAGGUCCAGUACUCAGCCUCUUGUUAAACGUCAGAAAUUGAACCCUGGAGAUGCCCCUAACCCAGUCGUCUUUGUGGCUACAAAAGAAACCAGGUUACUUCGGAAGGCUCUUACACAUUUGGAGAUGCGUCGAGCUGCUAGGAGACCCAGUGUACCUGUGAGAACAAAACAAGUUCUCCCUACAAGACCACUACAGCCACCCCCACCCCUAGUGGCACAUCCAGCCAGUACCACUGAACCUAUUGUUCUUGAAGACUGAAAUAGACAAUUUUGUAAUAUUUAUGUAAAAAUCUAAUGUUCGGAUCAGAUUGGACUUGUUAUGCAUAUUUGGUUAUAAAUUGGCUGUAGGAGUUGGCGGCAUCCCUUUUUUAGAAGUAUGUUUUAUGAUUGUAGUUUUAUAAUGUCUUUAAAAUAUGUCACCUCUUUGGUUAAACGUUUACAUAUUGUAAGCGAGUUCUGCCUUCCCCUUGCCCCAUUCCGAUAAUCAUUUGAAAGCCUUCAUACUUCCAUGCAAAAAUGAGGGUUCUAAUGUUCAGAUCAUAUGCAUUUGCAAUUUUUGCUACAAUUGGUUUUUAUGAGAUACUUAAUAAAAACAAAUAUGGUUUUGA
Messenger RNA from Protopterus annectens (West African lungfish), 2389 nucleotides. RefSeq names its product metastasis associated 1 family member 2 (gene MTA2). Gene Ontology annotation, cellular component: NuRD complex; nucleoplasm. Lineage: Eukaryota; Metazoa; Chordata; Ceratodontiformes; Protopteridae. Bases 1 to 2040 code for a protein of 679 amino acids. The record is from RefSeq and is a predicted model, not a curated record. The transcript is spliced from 21 exons. Gene Ontology annotation, biological process: negative regulation of transcription by RNA polymerase II. Gene Ontology annotation, molecular function: chromatin binding; histone deacetylase binding; sequence-specific DNA binding.